CCAGAACAUCUUAUAGGAGCAAUUAGUGUUAAGUGCUUUGCUCAAGGGCACAUCGACAGAUUUUUAACCUAGACGGCUCAGGGAUUUGAACCAGCAAGCUUUCAGUUACUGGCCCAACACUCUUAAACACUAGGCGACCUGCUGCCACUUAGCGUCAUUAUACAAACAAACAUGACAGUAGCUAGGUAUCCAUCCAAUUGCCAACAGAUUUUCGUUCAAAUACUCUGAAAUCCGCAUGAAGAAAAUGCGAAUUUCCCCACCAGUCGUGUGUUUCAAAAUAAGUGAAUUCAUCAGUUAUUCUGCGCUCUGUCACACUCAGAGAGAGUGCUCUGAAAUCGGAGAAGGUAGCCAGAGAUACAUUUGCCAACGACAGAGAUAUGCUAACAGUCGUUCAAAAUCUUGCUAGCUAACCAAGUGACACCCGCAUCUCUAGCUGUGUUGACAACCGAAAAAUGAUAUGAGGGGGGGAAAAGUAAAUAAUUCACCUCAUCCAAUGACGUCAGCCUACUAGCGGCUACGGAGCUAGUUAUCUAGCUAACGUUAGGCUCCGUGCUUUUAGCUUGCCACAUAAAUAGAUGCGCUAGCCUAUGAGCCACGUUAUGACUGACUUGUGAUCAUUGCCCUUGCUAGGUUGAGUGUAAUGACAUUCCCAGCCUUAUUUACAUUUGUCUGUUUUUGUCAUUGAAACUGAAACGGUGAAUCCCGAAAUAAGGCAUCAAACAAUGUACCAGGCCAGAUGUGAUUUACAACCUGAUAGCAAUAUUUUUUGGACUACCAAGGAAUGUAUUGGUGAAAUAUAUUAAUCAUGCAUUGAACUGCAUUCAUGUAUUUUACCAAUAAUGCAUUAGUGUACGUCAUGGAACGUCGCGUCAAAUAGAACCUAAUUUUAAAACCUCUUAUAAAGUUGGUUUGGUUGCAUAAACUGGGAAUGUGAUAUUUUUGACUGAUAUUAUGAUUGCCUCUUUGUUUCACAUCUGAAAAGUAGUUCAAACUCUGUCAGUUCCACUUUAACACAUUUGCCACCAGAAAUGUGUUAAUUUGCUGUUUUCAACAUCCACUGAAGUAGAUGCAAGAUAACAAGAUAGCUACAGUAGUUGCUAUGGUAACCAAACAAACACAUUUGCUAGUUUAGCUAACCAAACCCUCAGUCAUAGCUUGCUAUUAUGAAAAUCGAAUUCAACAAUUGCAAUACUGUUUUCAAAAGCAGCUCAAAGAAAUUUUCUAAAAAUAAACUAUAGCCAUGGAAUUUUCCAGUGCAAAUAUAUCGUGCCUUAUAGGGAAGUAAUGCACGCUCUAGAAUGCCCUUCAAGACAAUCAGAAAGGAGUAUUAAAAAAUGCCAUGGUAUAAAUCUACAAUACACUAUCAACAUGCUGUGUGCAACUAGGCAGUUAAGCUCAUGUGAACAAGCAGCAACAGCAACUAUAACACAUGUAGGUUCAAAAACAACAAUAAAACGUUAACAGCCUAUGACAUCACAGAGUCAAAGGGACCCCAAAUUUACUACCAUGUUGCCUCAAGUUCAACCCUCCUCCUUCUCAGUUACCGUGGAAACCGUGGAGUUACAGUAAGAUGCUCGAGGGAGAGUGGAAAGGAACAAGAAUUCUGGGAGAUCAUCCAGCUUGACCAAACCAGUUUUCUGUUUUGUUAUGUUUUGGCCUCAAAGGCUUCUACUGCAGUGGUGGUUCAUUUCAGUUUUCACACCUCUUAAACACACAUAGCUGUUGGAGAAAAGGAAAUACAUACAGUGCCUCUCAGCAAAAUGUCAAAGAAUACGCACACAUGCAUGCACACACCUUAAUCUAUAGGAUGGGUGUCCCUAUACCGGGACGGUUGAGCUAACGUGCACUAAUGUGAUUAGCAUGACAGCUUUAAGUAACAGCAAACUUUCCAGGACAUAGACAUAGAAAGCUUAAAUUUGUGUUAAUCUAACUGCACUGUCCAAUUUACAGUAGCUAUUACAGUGAAAUAAUACCAUGCUAUUGUUUGAGGAGAGUCCACAACAACAAAAAACUUUUAUCACGGCAACUGGUUUGAUACAUUCACCUCUGAAGGUAAAUAAUGUAAGCACAAGGACUAUAGACAGCAGGUGCGAUGGGGCAAUGGUGUGUGUGUGAACAUUUUGUGAAUACGCGGCCAUGGAAUGCUGGCAGCUACAGAACCAAAUUUGGAAUUCUGAUGUGUCAGAUCUGUGUUUAUGUGUCACCUCUCUCUGACAGGAGAGAGAGAGAGAGGAAGGGAGAGAAAGAGGAAGUGAGAGAGAACUACAUGGGAAGAGCGGGGAUGGACGAGUAGACACAGAGACAGGGAAAACACUGAAAGACUGAGCUAUUACUAUUCCAGCAACUCUCAAGCAACUCAAGAGCUACAUCAAGCUAAUCUUCAUCAAGUUCGUCUACAUCUUUCAACACUUCAACUUCAAGGAUGCUGUGUCUGUACGUGUGCUUCCUCCUCAGCCUCUCUGGAGCGGCCCUCUCUAACCUCCAGGAGAAACAGACAGACUUUGGGAUGCGGGUCUUCUCUCAUGUGGCCCAGACCUCCAGAGGCUCUAACUUGGCCUUCUCACCCUACGGCGUGGCCACCAUCCUGGGCAUGGCUCAGCUGGGCGCUGGGGGCAACACCUGGAAGACACUCAACGCCAAAUUGGGCUUCUCUCUACAAGAGCGAGGGAUGUCACGUCAGCAGCGUCUGCUACAGCAGAACCUCUCCAGUGAGGAGGGAGUGGAGCUGGCCAGUGGCAUCAUGGUAGAGAAGAAGAUGGCUCUGGAGAAAGGCUUCAGGAGGGGGCUGGAGAAAGCCUUCCAGGCCUCCCCUCACCAAUUGGACUUCUCCAGGCCAGACCAGGCCCUGGAAUUCAUCAAUGCCUGGGUCUCUGACCACACCGCAGGUACCAUCCCUUCAUUCCUGUCGUCCGGUGCUCUGACCGACGAGACUCGCAUGGUCCUACUGAACGCUCUGCACUUCCAGGGGUUAUGGAAGGUGCCCUUUGACCCCAAGAUGACGGAGGAGAGGCUGUUCCAUUGUGCCAAUGGCAGCUCUGUGCCCGUACCUAUGAUGAGGCUCACACACCGCUUCAACUAUGGUGAGUUUGUGACCCCCGACGGUGUGGACUAUGAUGUCAUCGAGGUUCCGUACGAGGGAGAGUCCCUGAGCAUGCUGCUGGUCACCCCCUUCGAGUCCGAGAGGCCAGUGAGCGUGCUCAGUAGCGAGCUGACCACCAGACGCCUGCAACAGUGGAGAGAGGAGCUGAGGAGCGUCAAGCGUCAACUGGCUCUGCCCAAGUUUACCCUGGACACUGAGGUGGAUCUGAAGUCUACACUGAUCAGCAUGGGGUUGGGGGACAUGUUCAACCUGGCCAAAGCAGACUUCACUCGCAUCACCACUGAGGAAAGGCUGUGUGUGUCCAAGGUUCUGCAGAAAGUCAAGAUUGAGGUGAACGAAAAGGGAACCAAGGGAUCAGCUGCCACGGCUGCCAUUAUGUUCUCUCGUAUGGCUAUAGAGGAGAUCACCCUGGACAGGCCCUUCCUUUUCCUCAUCCAACACAAGUCCACAGGUGCUGUACUGUUCAUGGGUCAAGUCAACCAACCCUAGCAACACUAACAGACCAAUAUACCAGAGAGGAAGAAGCGAAGCGAGAGGAAUAACUGCCCAAAAUCUGUCUUCUCCAGCGAGGAUUUUUUGUAUAGAGGUCAAUGAGAGUGUCAAAUUUGGUGAACAAAAAAAUGAAUGGCUUAUCUUCUACAUGUGGCUUAUUUGAUCUAAUACAUGUUUCUUGAUGCUUAGGUUGUUACGAGUGUAUUGAUAUAAAUAUGUCAGACGACAUCCCGGUAACUUUGAGAAAAAACACUUUAUAUCGGAGUUGUGACUGUUUUUCACACGCAUAUCUGCCCUCCCAUUGGCUAGCUAGAAUGGUCCCACCUGAUCUUGCCUCCUCCUGACUGCCUUCCAUUUUUGAAGAGUAUCUGUUCAAUAUAAUGGAUUAUCUGUGCUGAUAUACAACAACCAUGAACAUUCCUUUCAUUCCAUUGACAGGGACACCUGUCAAUCAACUUGCUACUGAAACUGACCAUAGUUAAAUCUAUGACCUGGACAAUAACUGUAACUUAAAUUAUCCUUAAUCUGUAUAUUACCAAAUUGGCAAAAUGCAUAUAUUUUGAUAAUUGAAAGUUUAUAUAUCUAUUAUUUGCACUGAUGGGAUAUGUUGUUUUUUUUAAAUUUGUGAGAAAUGGGUAUGGUUGUUAAUUGCUGAUAUUGAUAUGAAGGGAAAAUUAUUGAAUGGGUAAGAAAUAUUCUUAUUUUGCUGUUGAAUUUUAUUGUCUGUAAUGCUCUGUUUGUCGCGACAAGUCUUAUUUUUGCAGUAUUUAUAUAUUUAUUAAAAUGAAAACCUUUUUAAAAACCUUA
Molecule: messenger RNA, 4399 nt
Organism: Oncorhynchus masou masou (cherry salmon)
Lineage: Eukaryota; Metazoa; Chordata; Actinopteri; Salmoniformes; Salmonidae
Product: plasminogen activator inhibitor 1-like
Exons: 9
Coding region: 2423-3589 (388 amino acids)
Biological process (GO): negative regulation of vascular wound healing; negative regulation of plasminogen activation
Molecular function (GO): serine-type endopeptidase inhibitor activity
Source: RefSeq, a predicted model, not a curated record